Diversispora eburnea is the source of this 734-nucleotide messenger RNA. The record is from the annotation of a GenBank genome assembly. Lineage: Eukaryota; Fungi; Glomeromycota; Glomeromycetes; Diversisporales; Diversisporaceae.
GAACAAUUAGUCUAGAUCUUGUUAACGGUGACGAAAUUAAUUUUGUUGAACUACUUACCGCAGCUGACGAAUUAACACUUACAGAUUUAGUAGAUUACAUGCAAGAACAUAUCAUUAAUAUGGAUCGUAAUUGGUUCCAACAAAACAUAGUUCAAGUUUUCAAUACCGUCUCAAUUCCUAAAUUUGUACUUGACUCUAAUAUACUUGAUAGAAAACAUACAGCUUUAAUUUGUAGUUGGAUAGAUCGUAAGGAAGAUACAGCAAUUUAUCUUCCUAAUGAAAAUCCAUAUAAUCUAAAACUUUUGCUUAGGGGAACUCGAGAUGGAUUCUUGGUGGAAGACUUUCGAAAAAGGUGUUUUAACCAAGGUCCAACAUUAAUAGUUAUACAAACAAGUUCUUCUAAAUCCGGAAAAGCUAUAAUUGGAGGAUAUAACUCUUCAAGUUGGACAGGAUCAAAUAAGUUUACUCAUUCCGCAGAAAGUUUUAUAUUUUCUUUGCGUAAUGAUUCCCAUUCAUAUAUUUCUACUUUAAGUAGGAUUGUAACAGAAAAUGAUGCAAUAUCAGAUGAUGAUAGUCAUUUCAUUGGAUUUGGACAUGGCGAUUUGUAUAUUUUUAAGGGUAGUUGUCAGAAGAAAGAUUAUAUGUAUGGAAUUUUAGAUAAGAAUAAAUUUUCUAUGGAUGAAUUGGAAGUUUUUCAAGUUGUAAAAGAUUUAGAAACUUUACAAAUUCCCUAA